Messenger RNA from Fukomys damarensis (Damara mole-rat), 3202 nucleotides. RefSeq names its product radical S-adenosyl methionine domain containing 2 (gene Rsad2). The transcript is spliced from 6 exons. Gene Ontology annotation, molecular function: catalytic activity; 4 iron, 4 sulfur cluster binding. Gene Ontology annotation, biological process: defense response to virus; positive regulation of immune response. Lineage: Eukaryota; Metazoa; Chordata; Mammalia; Rodentia; Bathyergidae. The coding region runs from base 567 to 1622 and encodes 351 amino acids. Gene Ontology annotation, cellular component: endoplasmic reticulum; endoplasmic reticulum membrane; lipid droplet. The record is from RefSeq and is a predicted model, not a curated record.
CACUGAGCUAAAUCCAAAACAUUUUGAAUACUAAUGUGACGCAUUGCCUUGGUUUCCUACACAAAAUUAUUAACAAUGUUGUAAAACAUAACAUCAGUGACAUGCAUACGGUGUAUAUGAAUAUGGAAUAGAAACAGAUUUCCUGAUUAGGCGAAGCAAAGAUUCCAAAAUCCGGAAAAAAAAAUCCCCAAUCUGAAGCAUGUUCAUCCAAAGCCUUUCAGAUCAGAGACUCUAGCCCUGGGACAGACAGGUGGAGACGGACUGUGGGGAACCUGGUCCCGCUGGAACGCCUUCGCUUAGGAAUGCUGUCACUUAAUCAGGUGGGCAGGGACCAGCCCUGAGCUGCACAGAAGCAGGGACCCAGCCGGUCGCACGAGAGCCGUGGGUCUUGGCUGUGUUCCAACUUUCAUUUUCUGAGAGAAGAAAAUCGAAACUUAGCUGAGCAUUAGUCAAAGGUAAUGCGUGUUUUCCUCCGUGCUCCUCCCUGAGGCCGGGCUGCCUGGAGGUGUGGCCAGGUUCCACUGUCAUAUAAGGCGCGGGAGGCUUCAGGGUACCCUUGAGGAGCCAUGGGGAUGCUGGUGGCCACAGCCCUGGCCGGGAGGAUGCUGAGAGCAUUCAGGCUGCCGCUGGGCUCUCUGUGGGGCAGCCUGGCCGCCCUGCUCUGCUGGCUGCGGGCAGCAUUCUGGUGGCCAGCUGUGGAAAGGGGACAGCAGCAGCUUGGGGAGGAAGAGGAGGAGGACCGCAUGGUUCCUACCAGUGUCAACUACCACUUCUCUCGGCAGUGCAACUACAAGUGCGGGUUCUGUUUUCACACGGCCAAGACAUCCUUCGUUCUGCCCCUGGAGGAGGCCAGGAGAGGGCUGCUUCUGCUCAAGGAAGCCGGUAUGGAGAAGAUCAACUUUUCUGGCGGGGAGCCCUUCCUCCAGGACCGAGGCGAGUACCUGGGCAAGCUGGUCAAGUUUUGCAAGGUGGAGCUCGGUCUGCCCAGUGUCAGCGUUGUGAGUAACGGGAGCCUGAUCCGAGAGAGGUGGUUCAGGGACUACGGUGAGUACCUGGACAUCCUCGCUGUCUCCUGUGACAGCUUCGAUGAGCAAGUCAACGUCCUCAUCGGCCGGGGCCAGGGAAGGAAGAACCACGUGGAAACGCUGCAGAAGUUAAACAAGUGGUGCAAGGACUACAGAGUGGCCUUCAAGAUCAACUCCGUGAUCAACCGCUUCAACGUGGAGGAGGACAUGCGAGGACCCAUCACAGCGCUCAACCCCGUGCGCUGGAAGGUGUUCCAGUGCCUCCUGAUCGAGGGUGAGAACUGUGGUGAAGAUGCGCUGAGGGAAGCUGAGCGGUUCCUCAUCAGCGAGGAGGAGUUCGAGGGAUUCCUGGAGCGUCACAGAGAAGUGUCCUGCUUGGUGCCGGAGUGUAACCAGAAGAUGAAAGACUCCUACCUCAUUCUGGAUGAAUAUAUGCGCUUUCUGAACUGCAGGAAGGGGCGCAAGGACCCGUCCAGGUCCAUCCUGGAUGUCGGCGUGGAGCGGGCCAUAAAGUUCAGCGGGUUUGACGAGAAGAUGUUUCUCAGGCGAGGGGGCAAGUAUGUGUGGAGCAAGGCGGACAUGAAGCUGGACUGGUGACCGGAGGGCGGGAGGAGACGCCAGCGCCUGUCCCCGGGGGGCCGGAGCUGCGGCCGGGCGCCCGCUCUGUAAAGGCCCUGGGAUCCGAGCAGGGCAGUGCUGCGAGUGUGGAGCUGCCUGGUGGAUUCCAACAGGGCCGCGGUCCCGGGCCACCCUCCGGGCUGACUCUGAGUCUGCAGCUUGAGACCUGGUCUGGGUCCCCCGAGAAAAACCAGCCCCUUCCUCUGUAGCUCAGAGGCAAAGCUUGCAAGGGCUGUCACGAAAUCAAGGUCCCCUCGCGGUGAAGCCGCCACACGGAGUUUACUUAGGGAGCCGACGCAGCAUCUCACUGCCUGCAAAGCAAUCAUUUUUUUGUAAUUGUUUCAAAAAAGCAGAAUCAUGCAUUUGGUUUGUUGUUUUUUGCUUUGUUUUGAUUUUGCCAACAGCUGCAAUCCCAGCGCCUGACAGAAGAGGGCGCGUAGAUGUAUGAUUUCACCGGUUUGUUCUGGAAAUUCUGCUUCAUAACCUAUCUUCAGGACUUGCUGGUUUGAAUUAUGAUUUUUUUUCUUAGAAAAGCUGUUCCUACCCAGGUUUUAAGGCUUCAUAGCUUAACUUACAUGUUUGUGUCUUAUCCAAAAUAGUGUAGGUUAUCCUGUGCUGUUUUUCUAAUUUAUGGACCUUUUUUUUUUUUUUUGGUACUGGGAAUUGUGCUUAGAAGGCAGGAGGUGGAACCACUGAGCUAAGUCCCCAGCCCUAAGUUAUGGAAUUUUUAAAAGAGAAGAUGCAUCACAAAGUCCCUCGUCCUGCUGGGUCUUCUCAGGACCUGAGCUGUGACACCUUCCUAUGAUCAACCUAGACAUAAAACAAAAUGCUUAGUUCACCAAAGGCCUCGUGUGGCACCUAGGAGGUACACAGCCAAUGUGACUGGAGAUCAAAUCUGAAUCUGGAGCUCAAAUCCUUUCUAGUUGGGGGAAACUAUCUCUCUUUUCUCCAAGGUACAGAUAAUACAAAACAAAGCAAAAUUACACCUGACAAAUAACCUGCUUUCAAUACAUUUCUAGCUAUGUUUUUUUUAAAACUACAGCACUGUUUUAGGCACUGUUAGGAUUGGCAAUGAUUUUACAAUUAAAAUAUUCAGAUGCCCUUUUUUCUUAAAGCAGAGGAAUGGGAACUUUUGGUGUUACAGUAAAAUCCGAAUUUGGGUUACAUAGUGUUUUGCUUUACUUUUCUGACAAGUGUUACCUUUGUGAAAAUACUCUGUUUAUUGGGAGAAUAAAGAAUAAUGGAACUGAUGCAUCUUCAGUGUUAAGGGCAAGUGUUUUCAGCGACUGCUUCCAGUUUGGGUGGUGGUAACAUGAAUGGAAUUUUGUCUUAGGAAGCCUGGAAGGAUGGGUCACAAAUAGUGGCCUGCUGGCCUUGAAAGUGCUUGUCAUCUCUGCUAUUUAGCGAAACAUAAUAUGACAGUGACCUGUUUUCUUUCACGUUCGAAUGCAAGUCAGCCUAUUUGGCUGAAUUAUCUUUAAAAAAAAAAAAAACUGGGCUCAGGUUUAUCUCUAUUGGUGUUCGGCAUUUACUUGCUGCAUAGAUUAAAAACUGGGCCA